GCUGCUGCUUGAUCUUCUGUGUGUCGCUGGUGGGCAGCAGUGAGUCUGUAGAGGGGCUUGCAUACCUGUCUCAGGUUCGUUCUGGGCGGAGAGCAUCUCUGGCUCUGGUUCGAGGUGGAGCCAGACGCAGAAACGAGCCUGAAGCGCUUUAAGAGGAGACGGACGCUCGUGCGCGCUACUGAUCCGAUUCUCUGCGAUGAUCUGACCUCAGUCCAGAUCCCUGCUCGGACCCCGACGCGCGAGAGUCUCGUGGCGGAUCGUGCUGAAGAAUCUCCCGGGUGUGUGUCGAGCCGAAGACGCGUCUCGCGCAGAGCUCCUCAGGAGGAAGACAUCACCUCAUCAUCAUGAUCCAGAGAGGAGGACGGACACCAUCUCAGCUUCUUCUGCUGGUGUCCAGCAUGUGUUUUGUGAGUGCUGAAUACUUGAGCUGUGGAGAAAAUGAGUUUUAUAAUCACACAAUCAGCAGCUGCCAACCCUGCCCUCAGUGUCAGCCGGGACAAGAGCCCAACAUGAACUGUGGUUACGGCACUAAAGAUGAGGACUACAGCUGCGUGGUGUGUCCGGCCGGGAAGUUCUCCAAAGGCAAGUACGAGAUCUGCCGGCGACACAAAGACUGCGACUCUCUGUACCGCGCCACGGUCCUGACGCCGGGGACUCUGGAGAGCGACGCCGAGUGUGGACCGUGUUUACCGGGGUACUACAUCCUGGAGAACCGUCCUCGUAACAUCUACGGCAUGGUGUGUCACUCGUGUCAGAACGCUCCUCGAAACAUCAGAGAGUGCAUGCAGUCGACUCCGCCGUCAUCAGGACGAGCUCCCAGCGUGUCGUCCAGCAGCACCACCAUCUUCCCACACGCAGAGAAAGAUCCAACAGGACAAGGUCACCUAGCAACGGCCCUCAUCAUCGCCAUGUCAACCAUCUUCAUCAUGGCCAUCGCUAUAGUGAUGAUUAUCAUGUUCUACAUCCUGAAGACCAAACCCAGCGGACAAGCAUGCUGCUCUGGACAAAUAAUAAAGACAGUAGAAGCCCAAACAAACAAGCAGGAGGAGAAGAAGGAGGUCCAAGAAACUGUGGUGAUCUUUUCAGAAAAGGACGAGUUUGAUAAGCUCAAGCCUUCUUCUCCAAAAACAGUGAAGAGUGAGAACGACGCGUCGUCGGAGAACGAGCAGCUCUUGAGUCGCAGCAUGGACAGUGAUGAAGAAGCAGCUCAGGACAAACAGGGAAGCGCUGACCUCUGCCUUCUGUCUCUGGUGCAUCUGACACGGGACAAGACCUGCUCCACCAACACCAUCAACACCACCAUCAACAAUAACACCACCAACACCAGCAGCAGAGCCACCGGGAUUCACAGCCGAAGGAAGAAGAUCCUGGAUCUGUACACGAGAGCCUGCAGUGUCGCAGAGGGUCUGAGUCCCACCGAGCUCCCGUUCGACUGUCUGGAGCGCAGCAGCCGGAUGCUCAGCGCCACCUACAGCACAGACAAGGCAGUGGUGAAGACGUGGAGACACCUGGCUGAGAGCUUCGGCCUGAAGCGUGACGAGAUCGGAGGCAUGACGGACGGCAUGCAGCUGUUCGACCGCAUCAGUACAGCGGGAUACAGCAUCCCUGACCUCCUGACCCGUCUGGUGCAGAUCGAGAGACUGGACGCCGUCGAGACCCUCUGCUUCGACAUCCUGGGGAACAGCGUCCCCCCGUCCAGCCACCAUCCCAACCUGAGCUCGCGCUGCGCCAGCGUCUGACAGCGUCUCCGGAGACGGAUCUGGACCUGCGCAGACCACCCGUGUGUUUCUGUCGUUCACAGACGGACGCUUCACUGCGACGCUGCUGAUUCUGAGAGCAGAUGAACACACUCCUACAUGAGCACAGACACCUCCAGACUGACUUCACACACUGUUGCAUUAAUAAUGCCACAGUAAUUGUGUUUUAAUUUUACAGUGACCGUCUGCUUGCUCUCUGCUGCAACAAGAGACUGGAGAAUCCAGCUACCUGAACAAAAACACAUCUGUUUUAAUAAGGCAAGACACUACAGGGUUAACUCAACUCGUCGAUACUUCACCAGUUGAUUAAUCACAGUACAUUAAAAGAGAAAGUUCCAGGACAGGAACCUGAGCAUUGCAUACCUCCAGGUUCAAAGGUCAUAUCACACUGUGUCCACUCCAGACUGAACACUGACCGAAGCACAUAUUCAGCGCAUGAGAUUAUCAUCAUCAUAGAUGUGUUCCACCCGAGACAUCGCAGAAAUAGAAACUGAUGAUGAUCGAUUAAGGACAAUAAACUAAACACUUAAGUCUGUAUUGUGGAUGUUUUCUUUCCACUAGUCUGAAAGAAGAGGCAUGAAAACACUGAAGUGACCAGUGCAAGUGACAUUUAGUCCUGGUACUACUACUACAAUUAUUAUUAUUAUUAUUAUUAUUAAACAUAAUGAUCAUUAUUCUUAAAUUUAAAAAAUAUACUAUGUACCAAAAAUGUUAUCCAUUAAAAAAAACACAUUCUAGCAGUACAAAUAAUAUUAUGAAAUGCAUUUUUUAAUAACAAAAUGAUAUUCAUUUUAAAAUACAUUUAAUAAUAAAACUAAAUUAGAUUUUUUUUUUUUUACUUUAAUUUAAUAAACAGUUCUGGUACUACUAUUAUUAUUAAGUUGUUUUUUUUUAAUCAUCAUUUUAAAGCAUUUAAUGAAAAUAAUAGAAAAAUAUUACAAUAUGAAACAUUUACUUUUGUGCUAUUAUUUUAUUAUUAAGAAAUGCACUUUAAAAAUUAUAUCAUAAAAUAUUUUACAAAUAAUUUAAAACAAUCCUGUAGUGUCUUGCCUCAAAGUUACAGACACAUGAAGCAAACACACAGUACACGUACAUCAGUGUGUGUGUGAGUGAGUGUGCGUGCGUGUGUGUGCGUGCGUGUGUGUGUGUGUGUGAGUGUGUGUGUGUGUGUGGCGAGCCGCCGCUGCUGCACUAAUUGUCUGGGAUUGGUGUUUCAUGACUCUGGGUGUAAAGCACCUGUGUCUUCCAGCAGCUCAUUAACUAAUAAUCCAAACGGAAGAGCUGUAAAGUGUCCGAUGGGAAGCAGAGGCAGCUGUGUAAACCUUUAACUGCAUGCAGAAGGCAGAACGGGGGGGAAACGUCUGCAGAGAGCCGCUUUAAUGACCUGACACACACACACAUACACACACACACACACUUCAUGACUCUCUGUGUUUGAGGCUUCAUCGCUCAGAAAGUUAUAAUCAGACGUUUGCAGGGAAUGUCAGAAACAGAUGAAUGGAUCAAUCACAUACAGUACAGUAUCCAGCAGCACUUCAGAAACCGGUUUGGCCUUUAUUUGUUGUUGCAUCAUGUUUGUUCACCCUUCCUCGUGUUAAUAUAUAUAUACUGUAUAUCAACAAACAAUGCAUUUUAUUUUACAUUCAAACUGAUAAAGGCCACGUCAACCUGCUCCUGGAUCAAUACAACAAUCACAACCACACAACUGUAUAUAUAACUUAUUAUUGUACAUAUGCACCAUGUAUGAAAGCAUCAGUAAAGAAAUAAAAAUGA
This is a messenger RNA of Carassius gibelio (silver crucian carp), 3530 nucleotides long. Its product is annotated as tumor necrosis factor receptor superfamily member EDAR-like. Gene Ontology annotation, biological process: positive regulation of canonical NF-kappaB signal transduction; positive regulation of JNK cascade. The record is from RefSeq and is a predicted model, not a curated record. Gene Ontology annotation, cellular component: plasma membrane. Gene Ontology annotation, molecular function: signaling receptor activity. The transcript is spliced from 12 exons. Bases 345 to 1739 code for a protein of 464 amino acids. Lineage: Eukaryota; Metazoa; Chordata; Actinopteri; Cypriniformes; Cyprinidae.